This is a messenger RNA of Humulus lupulus (European hop), 2823 nucleotides long. RefSeq lists its product as uncharacterized. Bases 772 to 2823 code for a protein of 683 amino acids. The record is from RefSeq and is a predicted model, not a curated record. Lineage: Eukaryota; Viridiplantae; Streptophyta; Magnoliopsida; Rosales; Cannabaceae. Gene Ontology annotation, molecular function: ATP binding; kinase activity. The transcript is spliced from 19 exons.
UCGGUCUUGAAAGUAACAGCUGGUUAUGGAGAGAAUGGUAAGUGUAUUUACUAGAGAGCUUUAUCUCUGAUGUGUUGAACUUGUAGAAAUCUAGUUAUGAGACACGCUAAAGAAAUUGGUAAUAUAGUUUCAUUCUUGUUUUUGUACCAGUAUCACUUAGAAUAAUAUAAGGCCUUGUGCUAAUUUUGUAAUACAAACAUGUGUUGAAUUGAAUGUUAUAUGCUUCAGUUCAAUAAUUUCAUUACCACAAACUUUUUGUGUCUUUGUGUGUAAAAAAUUACAAUACUACUUAUACAACUCUUGGUGUGUAUAUUUAUUUUAUUGUCUUGAUAUGGAAGUAAAAUCUCAGAUUUUGAAUCUGUUAAGCAAAAGCUUGAGUAUUCCUUAUGUGAUCAAUUAAUUAUGUAGUCAAAAUAAAUAUGUAUUAUUGACUUGCAAUCUUUUAUACUUUAUUCGCCCCGUAAAUUCCAUAUCUGUGCCCGACCCUGUGCAUCAUCGCUCUCUGUAUCAUCAGGCAAUAAAGUCUUUUUUAAACAAGAAUUUCAGAUUGAGAAAAGAGAACUGAGAAUCGCAUCGAAGGUCAGUGAUUCUCUGCUUCAUAUGUUGCUAAUUUUCUUUUUCCCACCUUUUCUUAUCUAAAAAUAUUGUGACUAGGUACCCGAAAUUCUUACUGCUAGUUCCAAACUAGAAAAUAUCAUUUUUGAAAUUGUCAACUGUGAGGGUAUUGUGGAUGAUACUAUCCACGAUGAAGAGAAAAAUGGUCUGUCACAUAUGCUAACAAUAAAGGCUGAUUGGCUUAAUUUGGGAGAGUCUGUCCGGUAUACUUUCAAGCAUGGGCGCUGCAUUGUUCCUGCUAUUCCUUUAUCUCAAAUUGCAGGAAACUAUAGCUUCUUAGCUAUCCAUUCUCGCCAUUCAAACCUUAGUCUGAAUGUUGAGGUUCAUGUCAAACCUACUAUACCAAAUCCAAAAGUGGAGCAUGAUGGAAAAAACUUCUCCACGGUCAUUGAAAAUAAUAAAAAGGUCUUUGAAGAGGACCUGUUAAAAAUUGGCUCUGUAGUCCGAAUAUUGGAAGAAAAAUGUGUCAAGCUAAAUGAAGAGAAGGAAAAAAUUGAGCAAACUAUGAAAAAAUUGCAAGAUUCUACAGAACUAUAUCCAUUUGGUCUCGAAAAUCAGUUGUCCUCGAAAGAGGAAGUGAUGGAGAAUAUAGAAAAGAUGGGUAACUCUGCUGCUGCAGUUCUUUGCAUUAUUUCUAGGGGAAUUCCAUUCCAAGAGCCAGAAAAUCAUUUAAUGAAAGACACAAUAGGAGUGGUUGCUCUACUUGGAAGAGUUCGACCUCAUUGCAGCCAGCUGAGCAGGAUACUGUCAGAAUACUUGGGUGCAGCUCAAAUGCUUGCUGUUGUCGUUAGAUCUUUCGAAAUUGUUGUUCUUCUAGAAAGGUAUAAACAAACUGGAGAAGUUGAUCGCAGCCAUGCUAUUCAUGAAGAAGCAGCCAUUCUUGGCAAAUCUAUAAAUGGUCGAUUUCUUGUUAUAUGCUUUGACAAUAUAAGUCCAUUCAGAGUGUUGUUGACAGUUGUGUAUACUGAAUCGUAUCUUAUCAUUGUUAGAUUAAGCAAUCACUCUUUUAGACACAAUGGUUCUAUAUUUCAAAUGUCUCGAGCAUUGGGUAUGAUUCGCUCUCAUGCACUUUUUGUACUCAAAAGUGUGUCUUCUCAGUGCUCUGUUUGUUACCUAAAAAAGAAAACGUUCUGGUCCUAUAUGGUGCAUGCUGUCUCUUUCAUGUCUUUUGAUGUAAAAUUGCUUUUAUUGUCAGAUGCAUUUGAUAAUGAGAAACUUUUAGCUUCUAUGGAUAAGUUGAGGAAUGGGCAAGUAGUAGAUAUUCCAAACUAUGACUUCAAGAGUUACAAAAACAAUGUCUUCCCGCCUAGAAGGGUAAACCCUUCAGAUGUGAUAAUUUUGGAAGGCAUUCUCAUUUUUCAUGAUCCCCGUGUUCGAGAGUUGAUGAAUAUGAAGAUAUUUGUCGAUACAGAUGCUGAUGUUCGUUUAGCAAGGAGGAUAAGGCGUGACACAGUAGAAAAAAACAGGGAUAUUGGUACAGUUCUUGAUCAGUACUCAAAGUUUGUGAAGCCUGUAUUUGAUGACUUUAUUCUUCCUACAAAAAAAUAUGUUGACAUCAUUAUUUCUCGCGGAGGAGAUAAUCACGUGGCUAUUGAUUUGAUUGUACAACAUAUCCGUACAAAGCUUGGUCAUCAUGACUUGUGUAAAAUAUAUCCUAAUUUAUACGUUAUACAUUCAACUUUUUCAGGUAUCUGGCAAAUAUGGGGCAUGCAUACCCUCAUACGUGAUUCACAAACAACGAAGCAUGAUUUUGUAUUUUAUGCUGAUCGGUUGAUUCGUUUGGUCGUUGAGCAUGGUCUGGGACAUCUGCCAUUUACAGAAAAACAGGUGGUCACUCCAACUGAGUCCGUGUAUAUUGGUGUAGAUUUCUGUAAGAGAUUAUGUGGUGUGUCUAUAAUCAGGAGCAGUGAGAGUAUGGAGAAUGCUCUGAGAGCAUGUUGUAAGGGAAUCAAGAUUGGGAAAAUUCUAAUCCACAGAGAAGGAGACAAUGGCCAGCAUGUUUCGAUUCCCUCUAUGAUUGUCUUUCAUUUUUUAAUCAACAAUUCUGUCUACAAAGACAGCAGUUAUUCUUUGGGAAAAGCUAUCCUGGCUACUAAAACAGACAUGCUGCAUAAUAGCUUUUUGUUUGGCCCAGAAUUUGGCUUUGAUCAUAAAGCACACUCUGCUGCUGAUUUUUGUAGCUUAGUUGUUGACGGUAUUGAGACAUAA